Molecule: messenger RNA, 732 nt
Organism: Hydatigera taeniaeformis
Lineage: Eukaryota; Metazoa; Platyhelminthes; Cestoda; Cyclophyllidea; Taeniidae
Source: the annotation of a GenBank genome assembly
AGUGCGCUAUCGAGUUCCAAUGCAGUGCUUCGCUUCACCGCAGCUGAAUGCGUCGGGAGAUUGGCACAGGUGGUUGGAGAGGCGGGUUUCCUGGCGGAUGUGGCGCAGGCCUCCUUUGAUCAGCUGCGCUGUUUUCGUGACUCCCAGGCCCGUGCUGCUGGUCUCUGUGCUGCCAUUGGCUGUCUCCAUCGAUUUGUCGGAGGUCUGGCCUGUGGGCAGCACCUCAGUACUAGUGUUUCUGUUCUUCUCGCUGUUGCACAGGACUCAAGCGCUCCCACGGUUCAGGCUUGGGCACUGAACGCUCUUGCAUUAACAGCUGAGUCAGGUGGGCCGAUGUUUCGUGAAUUCGUGCAGCCUAGUCUCAAUCUCGUCCUUCGCCUCCUCCUCAAGACCCCUUCGACCGUCACUGACAUUCAUAACAGCUUGGCAAACUUGCUUGGUGCUUUGAUCACCACGUUAGGGCCAGACUUGCAAUCAUCUGGUGGCUGUGGAGGUGGAGGCAAGCCGAACAUGGGUCUCUGCUGCCUCCUCUGUUGCUCCAUCUUGCUAGAGCAUCCCGAUCCCUUGCUCCAGGCUGAGGGCAUUACCAACUUCCAACGUAUCCAUGUCUUUGCCCCCCACCUAGUCAACCUCAGCCUCUUUGCACCCUUCCUUUCGGUAAGUUGCAAUAAAUGGUACUGUGACAUCGUCAUGCGAAAUGGCAUUGGUGAUCACUUUCACAUUUUUUCUUAA